GCCAGCCAGAGGAUUGUGCGAAUGAGGAAGUGCUGCAGAACAUAAGAAAUCUAGCCCCAGCUGAGAGUUAAAACCAGCAAGAUCAGCAAAGCAAAAUCCUGCCAAGGUGGUCUUUGAACUGAACGUGAAACGCUGCUACAGUUUGAUGCUUGGUUCAGUCCUGCCCUAUUUGAAACUGAAAUUCGUGAGGAAAGGCGUGGAAAGUUACUUCCAGCAGUCUGAACUCAGUACUCUCACACCCACAAGCUCACACCUCUCUCUCAGAGCGAAGACAAUUCCAAGCACUAGUCAUGCCUUAGGCUGAUUUUUAAAGCAUCUGCAAGAGGUACCACUGCGGGCAAAAGGCUGUGUAACAAGGAGAACUGUGGAUCGAAAAGACAGUAGUGACAUGGAGACACCAGCACACGGGGAGCUUUGUCCCGAUAGCUACAAUUACUACUGUCUUAAUGGAGGCACCUGCUACAUUCUGGUAUCCACUCCCUUCUGCUGGUGUAACAACAGCUUCAAAGGAAAUCGAUGCGAGGAGUUUCUGCUCCCCAGCCAGCGACCAGAACGGACUGUAAGUUCACUGCUCAUCAUUGUCGUUGUGGUCACCCUGCUCAUUGCGGUCCUAGUAAUCACCAGCAAGACGUACUUCUAUUGCAGGAAACGGCGGCAGAAGAGGAGGAGGGAGCGGGGCAGGAGCCUGUACCAGGUGGUGGCCAGACACAGGGACAAAGGCACUGGAGCCUCAAAGUAUGAGCAAGACCGUCAACACAUUUAAGUUCAUGGCUGCUGUGCGGAAGUGGCCUACAUCCUUAAGCUGCCUCGUUCUGAAUCAAUGAACCACUAAGCUACGAGUUACUCACUUUACUUUCAGGUCAGCAUCUUCAGUUACCGCCCACCUGAAACCUUUCCCUCUCAGAACCACACCUUCAAAUCCCAUUACCUACCAAUCCCUCAUGGUGACCAACAAGGUGAAUGGACUGAAAAUUGCUCAUCUCCAAACCAACUCAAACAUCCAAGAAUUACUAUAAAUGUGUUAUGGGCUUUGUGGAUCAACUGCUAAGACUGAAUGUGAAAGGAAUCAAUUUCCCGUAGCUUAACUGCUGAUUUAAAAGAACUAUGUUACAACAGUGUUGCUCCAUACACUUCAGCAUGGUUUCACCCUUAGCAAAGUGACUUCACUGCUCUUUUCAGCAAAGCCAAUACUCACCCAAGCAGGUAACACUAUGCCGGGAUGAGUGUUUGGCUGCACAGACCCGUUUCUGCUUUGAUUUGUGAGUGAGAUUGGGACGGUAAAAUUAUUGCCCGCUCCUGAAUGGCCUCCAGGAGGUGACGGUGAGGGCUUCACUCCAUGUGCUACAGUAUUGUUAUGGGGAGAUUGUAACACAAGAGACUGUGCAGGUGCUGGAAAUCUUGAGCAACACACACAUAAAAUGCUGGAGGGACUCCCCAAAUCAGGAAGGAUCUGUGGAGGUGAAUAAACAGCUACUCAUUCGAGCCACGACUCUUCAUCGUAAUCCUUCAUGAGGACUGUUUGAUGGCUGUGGACCUGUACUCACUGGAGCAGUGAGGGAGAAUCUCACUUAAACCUAUCAAAUAUUGAAAGGCCUAGAUAGAGUGAAUGCGGAGAGGAUAUUUCCUAAAAUGGGGAAUCUAGGGCCAAAGGGCACAACUUCAGAAUUUAGUGCAACCCUUUAGAACUGAGAUGAAGAAGAAUUUCUUUAGCAAGAGAGUGGUGAAUCUGUGGAAUCCAAUGCCAGACGGCUGUGAAGAUCAAGUCAUUGAGUAUAUUUAAAGCAGAGGUUGGUAUCUUCAUAAUUACUAAGGGUGUCAAUGGUUAUGGGGAGAAGGCAGAAGAAUGGGGUCGAGAGGGAAAAUAAAUCAGCUACAAUCAAAUGGCAGAGGAACGGCCUAAUUCUGCUCCCAUUUCUUAUGGUCCUAAGUGUCAACUAUUUAUUCCUCUCCAUAGAUAUUGCCUGACCGCUGAGUUCCUCCAGCAUUUUGUGCCUACUGUUAUUGGGCCCAGUGACAAUGUUCAAUACUGGCUUCCUCUGUUUGUGCGUUCCUUCCUGUGUGCGUGUGGGUUUCCUCCCACAGUCCAAAGACGUACUGGUUAGUAGGUUAAUUAGUCAUUGCAAAUAGUCCUGUGAUUAGGCUAGGGUUAAACUGGUGGGUUGUUGGGCGGUGCAGAUCGUAGUGCCGAAAUGGCGCUGUAUCUCCAAGUAAAUAAUAGGACAGUGUGUUUUGCAAAGUGUCAGAAUGCAUCAUUCUGCAUGUACUAUGUAUCAAAUCAAUCCUGUAUAUUUAUUUUCUGAAUAUCUUUACAUCUUGCCAUAUUUUAAUUACACUUGUGAACUUUUACCAUUAGAAAUUGUCUCCAUAUUUCUAAUAGAAAAUAUCGAUGUAAACUUCUGCUGCAAUUACACCUCCUGGUUAAUGGUACCACUGCAGUGCUUCCCCCUCUCGUUAAAUGCCCACCCCCAAUGCAUCCCACGCAUCCCUUUGUUUCACAGCAGGGUUCCUCUGCUUUGCAAAUUACCUUCAGCGUUGUUGUUUACCACUAGCUAACAAACAAGGUGACAUCGGAAAAACAAAGGAAUGCAAAGUCUUAAAAUGGACUCGAUAUACCAGCCGACUUUAAGCAACUGCAUUACCCAGACUGUUCAAGCCAAGAGUCGGAUGCUGGAAUCUGGUGCAAUAUGAAAAGGGCUGGAGGAACUCAGCAGGUCAGGCAGCAUCUACGGAGGGAAAUGGACAGUUGAAGUUUCAGGUCGAGACCCUUCAUCUGGACUGGAAAGAGAGGCAGAAGAUAGCCGAUAUUAAAAAGGUAAGGGGAAGAGGUGGAACAAAAGCUAGCAAAUGACAGGUGAAGGGAGAUCGGCACACAAGGUAGGAAUGAUGUUAAAAGCUGAAAGGUGAUAGGUGGAAGUGACGAAGGCAUGGAUCUGAUGGAACCUGAGAUCAGAGGGCAGUGGUGCAAUGGAAUAAAGGGAGGGAGGUAGGGAGGAGUGUGUUGAUGAUGGGCAGGUGGAAACAGGAAGACGGUGGGGAGGAGAAAGACAGUAAUGGAAGCCAGUUAAAUAAGCUGGAGAAAGAAUAGGAAACAUCGGCUUCCAGCCGGAUACAGGUAUCGAUUAUAACCGACGCUUCGAUGACAAAAUGCCAUCUUCAUCAGGGAUGAUGCCUGGGCAUGUCUAGUCAAAUGGUAUUUAUACCCCUGUACUCCACCCCUCCUGAUUGGUUAGUCCUCGUCCAAUCAGGUUUCCACUCGCCCACCUUGUUUACGAUCGAAUUCCUGUUCUUACUUAGAGCAAGAUCUUCGUCUUUGUAAAAAUUCUUUUCCUUUAGUUAUAUUUCAAUGACUUCCUUUACCAGGUGGUCCCAAAAGCCUUCGGCGCGGCACAGUAGUUUUGUAUCAUCGAAAGUCAAUCCCUUGUCCAUUGUGAACGUAAUGAUCUGCUACUGCUGAUUUCUCGGGGUAACCCAAACGGAUAUACAGUACCUCCUGUGCUCCUUGAUGCCGGUUUCGAUCAUGCCCCCCGUCUGGCCGAUAAUACGCUGCUCCGCAUUCACAGGGAAUCCUGUAAACGCCGGACGACCCGAGUCCUAGGUCAUUUUUGACCCACACAAGCUGUGAUUUGAGCUCCUUUACGGGUUUGUGGAUGGUAUUAAUCUGGUAUUUCUUCAGGAUCCUGGCGGUCCUUCUAGAACCCGGGGAAAUAUAGGGAAGACAGGCGGUAGCGAUGGGUUCCUCCUCGUUAGCUUUCCGGGUUUUUUUUUCCGUCAGCACUUUUAAGGGUCCAAUUGAUUUACUUCACCUUGUAGCCAUUGUUUAGGAACUCCUUAUUUCCUCCGGGUCCGGAAUAGUUUUCGCAAGGUUAAUCAAAGUAGAAAGAACAGCUCUACAUUGGGAGGCGUGAUGAUGGCUAUUAUUGUUCAGGUAUAAGUCUGUAUGUGGGUUUCCGAUAGAUGCCAUGUCCGAGACUCCAGUCCAGUUUCCGUCGUAUUAGAAAGUCCAGGAAUGGGAAACAACCAUUCUUCCCUAUCUCCAUCACAAAUAGAAUGUUCAGCUGGUCAUGGAACUGUUAAAGUUAACAUGUAUAAAGUUAAGUUUUUGUUUUUUUGUUGGCAGAAAUACAGUGUAAAUACAUAAAUUACUAUAAACUACAAAAAUAAAUAAGAGGUGCAAAAAAAAACAAGGUCGUGCUCGAGGGCUGUUCAUAAAAUCUGAUGGCUGACAGGAGGAAGCUGUGACGGUAUAAUGUUAGACCACAAGACUUAGGAGCAGAAUUAGGUCAUUUGACCCAUCCGGGACUGCUCCACCAUUUCAUCAUGGCCAAUCCAUUUUCCCUCAGCCCCAAUCUCCUGUCUUCUCCCCGUAUUCCGUCAUGCCCUGACAAAUCAUAAAUCUAUCAACUUUUAUAUAUAUAUAUAAAGGAUUGACCUCCACAGUUGCCUGUGGCAAUGAAUUCCACAGGUUCACCACUCUGUGGCUAAAGAAAUUCCUCCUCACGUCCAUUGUAAAAGGACUCCCCUCCCCUCUAUUCUGAGGUUGUGUGCUCUGGUCUUGGACUCUCACACCAUUGGAAACAUCCUCUCCAUGUCCACUCCAACAAGGCCUUUCAUAGGUUUCCAAUGAGGUCACGCCUCAUUCUUUUGAAUGCUAGCGAAUACAGGCCCAGAGCCAUCAUAUGACAAGCCAUUCAGUCCUGGAAUCAUUAUUAUGAACCUGUUUUGAACCCUGUUCCAUUUCAGCACAUUCUUUCAAGGAUAAGCGUCCCAAAACUGCUCACAGUAUUCCAAGUGAGGCCUUGCCAGUGCUCUAUAAAGGUUCAAUAUUACAUUCUUACUUUUAUAUUCUAGUCCUCUUGGAAAAUAAAUGCUAACAUUGCAUUUGCCUUCCUCACCAGCAAUCACAGACUCCUGCCACUGUCUGUAAGGAGUUUGUCCGUUCUCCCUGUGACUGCAGAGGUUUCCCCCACAUUCCAAUGGCAUACGGCUAGGGUUAGUAAAUUGUAUGCAGCUAUGUUGGCACGAGAAACGUGGCAACACUUGCCAGCUGUCCCAAGCACAAUCCUCGGACUCUGUCGUUGAUGCAAAGCAACACAUUUUGCUCACAUUUUGGUGUAUGUGUGACAAAUAAA
This is a messenger RNA of Mobula hypostoma (lesser devil ray), 5129 nucleotides long. RefSeq names its product pro-neuregulin-4, membrane-bound isoform-like. The coding region runs from base 389 to 763 and encodes 124 amino acids. Lineage: Eukaryota; Metazoa; Chordata; Chondrichthyes; Myliobatiformes; Myliobatidae. The record is from RefSeq and is a predicted model, not a curated record. Gene Ontology annotation, biological process: positive regulation of cell population proliferation; epidermal growth factor receptor signaling pathway; positive regulation of mitotic nuclear division. The transcript is spliced from 5 exons.